CUCAAUCAGAAAUGUUGAUCUAAUCUCUGUUUGCAAAUCUUUUUUUUCUUUCAGAUGGGAGGAGGAACUGGCAAAGCGAACGAAUCUGGAGUCUAUGGUGGAAACCUUGCAAGAGGAGGCUCAAGAGGCUGAAGCUGUCCAGGAAGAGUUAAAUGAAAAGAUUGAGCGGCUGAAAGCAGAGCUUGUUGUCUUUAAGGGUCUGAUGAGUGAUCCCAUGACAGACCUGGACACAAAGAUCCAAGAAAAGGCCAUGAAGGUGGACAUGGACAUCUGCCGUCGAAUCGAUAUUACAGCUAAGCUGUGCGAUGUAGCACAGCAGCGCAACUCUGAAGACGUUUCCAAGAUAUUCCAGGUGGCUUCCAAAAAGAAAGAACGCAAGCUAACAUCGGACGAUGACCUCUCUGAGCAGGAUGGAGACAACAGCAGAUUAUCAGAUGACGAAGUCAGCUGUUCUCUGAACAUCACAGAUGAAAUGAAGCGAAUGUUUAAUCAGCUGCGUGAGACAUUUGAUUUUGAUGAUGACUGUGACAGUUUAACAUGGGAGGAGAAUGAAGACACCCUGCUUCUCUGGGAAGACUUCACAAACUGCAAUCCUUCAAUUGACCUUCAAGGAGAAGAGGAGAAUCUGGGAAACUUGAUCCAUGAAACAGAAUCUUUCUUCAAAACAAGAGACCAAGAAUAUCAGGAAACAAUAGGACAGAUUGAGCUGGAGCUAGCCACAGCCAAGAGUGACAUGAAUCGCCACCUCCACGAAUACAUGGAAAUGUGCAGCAUGAAGAGGGGCCUGGACGUACAGAUGGAAACCUGUCGUAGACUUAUCAAAGGCUCGGCUGACAGAAAUUCUCCAUCUCCCAGCUCUGUAGCCAGCAGUGACUCAGGAAACACAGAUGAGAUUCAAGAUGAGUUUGACAGAGAGGCGGACGUGGAGCCUAUGGUCAGCUGAUACAUAAUCAGAGCAUUCCAGUGAAAGGGAAAAUACAGAAAGGAAAAAAAAAGUGAAAAAAUAGAAUACUGACCGAACAGACUAAUAAGCCCUGGCACAGGGUUCCUGAGGACUCAUUCCGAUACGCAUCCCCACCCCACCUGAGGAUUGGUGCUGUACAUUUCUACUGUUCUACCAAUUACAAAUGCAGAAUUCUGUAAGAAAACAUGGUGUUUUAAUGGUGCCUUUGCCCCAAGCUGAGCCACUUUGAGCUCUAAUAGAAUAUUAAUAGCAGGUGUUUUUUAUAAGAAAAAUAAAAAGGGGGAAAAAAAAAUCUGGCCGCAGCAGAGAAUGGUGCUGCAAAUGUUUUGGGUGUUUCAGUAGGCUUAUGACUUACUGAAGGGCUGCACUGAUUGGCGAAAGGAUCAUGGACCACAACACAAUUGCAGUAUAAUUACCACAGUUGUUUGGCAAAAAAAAAGGGAAAAAAUGUAAACACCUCCAAAUGUAGCUGUUAACCCCAUUUAAAAAUAGCAGUGGGUUAGAGGCAGACUUUAGGCUCAUGCAAUUAUAAGGUAUCUAAAGGAAUCUCUUUAUGCCAUCUGUCUGGGUGGAGGACCUUUGGAAUCUGCACAAGCUUUUUGCCUAGAAUCCCAAGAAGCAGUUCUCAGCUCGGUGGCAAAGUAGAUGGACAAGGUACACUGGGGUGGGAAUAUCACCGUUAAACUACUAUGCAAAAAAAAAAAGCUUGCCUUAUUUAUACGGAAUGUUUGGUCCCU
Molecule: messenger RNA, 1701 nt
Organism: Chrysemys picta bellii (western painted turtle)
Lineage: Eukaryota; Metazoa; Chordata; Testudines; Emydidae
Gene: IFFO2
Product: intermediate filament family orphan 2
Source: RefSeq, a predicted model, not a curated record